This is a messenger RNA of Linum tenue, 2069 nucleotides long. The record is from the annotation of a GenBank genome assembly. Lineage: Eukaryota; Viridiplantae; Streptophyta; Magnoliopsida; Malpighiales; Linaceae.
CGUAAAGAUUUAACAACCUUGAUUUUUAUUAUUGUAUUGGCGGGCGGACGGGCUGGACUCUGGAGGCCAACGAAGCAAAUCCCUCAAACGUCGCCGUCAUGGAGCGACAGACUCCACCGAGUCGUGUCCCCCUUCUCCCCCUCUAACUCUAUCUGAAAGCUUUAACUCUCAACGUUCAAAUCAAAGAUUCAAUGGUGUUGGUUCCAUGAAUUUCUCCCCCUCUAAUUCCCAAUUUCGACACGGCUUUCCUCCUCUACACACGCGCCUCCCUGGUUUCCCUCACGCGCCGCCGUUCCCAACCCGCCCACACUCCCCCCACCUUUUUGCUUUCUUAUCUUAGCGCUUUCCCAUCAUCUCCUUUCUCAAACCCCCCCUUCUUUUCCCCCUUUCUCUCUUUCCCACUCUCCGGCUCCUUCCGCCCGCUCUUCUUCUGCUUCAUCGCUGCCUUUUUUUGUUAAAAAUUUCCCAGAGAUCUGAAAAAAAUUAGAGGAGGUGGAGGAGGGAGUGCAAGGGGGUGCGGGUUGGUGGUUCCUUUAUGAAUCCUCAGCUUCUGAUGAUUGUUAGUACAACUGAUAAAGCAGCAGUAACAGUACAAACAGCAGCAGCAGCGGCGGCAGGGAGAAGGGGAGGAGAUGGGCGGAGUCACCUCGUCAAUUGCCGCGAAAUUUGCUUUCUUCCCUCCGACUCCGCCGUCGUACACGGUGGUAGCUGAUGAUUCUAGCGGUGGCGGCAAGCUGUACAUGCCGGAGUUGCCGAGGAGGGAUGACGUGGAUGUUCUGAAGCUGUCCACUAGGCGAGGGAACGAAAUCGUGGCCGUCCAUAUCAAGCAUCGCAGGGCCACGGCUACUCUGCUGUAUUCGCACGGGAAUGCGGCGGAUUUGGGUCAGAUGUACGAGCUCUUCAUCGAGCUCAGCAAUCGGCUCCGGGUUAACCUCAUGGGCUACGAUUACUCUGGUUACGGACGGUCAAGUGGAAAGCCAACAGAAUGCAAUACAUACGCAGACAUAGAUGCAGCCUACAAUUGCCUAAGGGAGCAGUAUGGGGUCAAAGAUGAAGACCUGAUAUUGUAUGGUCAGUCUGUUGGUAGUGGACCCACAGUCGAUCUUGCUUCCCGUUUACCCAAUUUGAGAGGUGUGGUUCUUCACAGUCCACUUCUUUCUGGCAUGAGGGUGUUAUACCAAGUUAAAAGAACCUACUGGUUUGACAUCUACAAGAACAUUGACAAAAUCAGUUUGGUGAAGUGCCCUGUCCUGAUAAUCCACGGAACAGCAGAUGAAGUCGUGGAUUGCUCCCAUGGAAGACAGCUGUGGGAUCUCUGUAAGAACAAAUACGAACCUCUAUGGAUAACUGGAGGGGGGCACUGCAACCUCGAGCUAUAUCCAGAAUUCAUAAAGCAUCUCAAGAAGUUUGUAGUCUCACUGGGGAAAUCUGCAAAAGCAGCAGCCUCUGUUGCGGCUAAUGCAGAGCCCAAUAAGACGACGAUAUCAUCAGAGGCAGAGAGUAAGAAUAAAGCACCACCGGACCCACCUGGAACCGCAGAAGAUACUUUUGAAUUGGUAGCAGCAGAGCUUCCACCGCCACCUCAAAUGUCGAGAAACAGUUUAGACAGUCGGCUGGAGAAGUCCAAGAAGUCGAGCAAGCACGAGAAAUCUCGAAUGAGCAUUGACCGCGUCGAUAGAUUUAUUAGAAGGAAACGAGGCUUGGUCUGGUGAGUUAAGGGUUACAUCCCAACCCCAAGGGAAAGAGACGAGAGCCUCAUCGUCAAUGACCCUUGCUUUAUGCUGCUUGCGUCCCCGAACUUCAGGGUCAGUUUGUGAUGUUGCUGUUAUGUGCAAGGAUAUAAUACCCUAGCUAGACUGAGACCUGUAAUUUUAUCUAUUUUUUUCCUUUCACAUGAUGUUAAAAAUAAUGUAUGUAUUUGGGAAGGAUGACUAAGCAUGAUAAAAAGAAAAGGUAAAAGAGAACAUAAAUCAUCUCUGCAUAUUCUGGUGCUGUAAAAACGACUCUCUCCAACUCAACUCAAAUGUGAUGUAAUUUGUACAUCAUUCAGGCUCCAAUAUACGUACAUG